AAUUUUUCUCGUUUGAUUCUAUUAUCCACUUUUGCUUCAAACUUGCAUCAGCAGGAAAACUAACAAAUUCCAGACAAUAUUAUAUAUUUUGUGUCCUAAGAUAUUUACAAAAUAGAUGGAGUGCUACUGAGGCUCAGCGUUAUAUUUUUGCUCCGAAUGGGUAUUGUGUGUUGCCUAAUCAUGUUUACAAUCUAAUAUGCACUUUGGUUAACCUAAAAAGUGAAUUACUUACGUGAUCCACAUUUUGGUAAUUUUGGCAUUUUUAUGUUAAUUAAUAGUUCGUAGUAAUUAAUUUUAGGCGAACUAAAAUGUCACCGGGGCAAGGCUCCAAAGCGAUUAAAUAUCCGACUUUUAACUGUGAAAGGGCUAUUGUUGAAAAUUACUUCUGUAAACAUUGCAACUUCCAAACAGGACUGACAAUUCCUUUCAAACAGCACCAACUACAGUUCCAUUGUGAUAAAAGGAUAUAUAGAGACUUAUUGUUAAAUGGGGAACAUGGCAAAAGAUACACUUGUGAAAAGUGUAACUUCAAAACAAAGUUUUUAAUGAAAUGGUCUGAACAUGCUACAAAAUGUGUAGGAAAAAACAAAUGCAAAGAGUGUGGAAUAGUUUUUAGGUACCAAGAGUCUUUAAAAGCACAUAAAAUUUCCAAACAUCUUAACUCUGAUGAAACACAUGGGUAUCCCUGCUCCCUGUGUCCAUUUCGAGCUAAACAAAAACUACUCUUAAAAAGACACAUGAAUGGACACCGUCUCAAUACACAUUUAAAAGGUCAGUCGAAGAGACAACAUUUAGAUAAGAGUGAUCAGUGGUAUAAGUGUGAGAAGUGCCCAUAUAAAGCUAAAGGCAAAUCAUGUGUAAAACUUCACACCAUUAAUCACCAUUUAAGUGAGCAAGAGAUUAAAUGGUAUAAAUGUCAAAAAUGUUCAUACAAAGGAAUAACAAGUACUCGUUUAAAAGAACACAUAAAGGUGCAGCAUUUGGAACAACAGGAAAUUAAAUGGUAUGAAUGCAAAAUGUGUACAUUUAAAACUAAGUAUCCUGGAAAUUUACGUAAGCAUAAAAGUACACAACAUUCAGAUGCACAGGAUAUUAAAUGGCAUGAGUGUAAAGAAUGUCCUUACAAAGGCAAACGAAAGUCGGAUAUAAAACGACAUACACUUGUCCAUCAUUUGACUGAAGAGGAGAUAAAAUGGUAUGCAUGCCCAUUGUGUCAAUACAAAAGUAAAUGGAACCACUGCCUAAGGAACCACAUCAAUAACCGGCAUUAGAAUAGAGAUGGAAUUUUAAACGCGUAUGAUAACACUACAAAACCUUUCAGAUUUAGUAUACAAGACUUCAGUAUUGUUAUUGAAGAUGAAGAUAAGUACCAUCGGGAACACGGAAAACUGGGCAGAGGUGUCACACAAUUGUCAAAAUUUCUAAACCAGGCCUUUGCUGUUCAUAACCACGCUUUUAAUGUUUGGCGUAUUUCUCAUUUUGACACUGACAAAGUCGAAGUUUUAUUAAAUUUGUUUCAAUUAUAUUAACAUGCAGCUACUGCUCGAGAUUUGUUAAAAAUUGAUACAGCUGGCAUGUAGAACCAAUUGAUAUAUUUCAAAGUUAAUUUGACAGUUUUUUCAAAAAUAUCAAUCACAUUGACACUAAAGGUGCAUUUACAUUGACAUUUUUUGAAAUGACAAGAACAGACUGCCCAGAAUUCCAUGUCUCUCACGGUACCAAUCCUUUUACACUUGACAUUUGGUUACCAUCAUUAUUAUUGAUGUAUUACCUGUAUUACUUCUUAUUAUUGCUAAUAAAGGAAUAAAAAAUG
This is a messenger RNA of Zophobas morio, 1813 nucleotides long. RefSeq names its product zinc finger Y-chromosomal protein-like. The transcript is spliced from 3 exons. Bases 309 to 1271 code for a protein of 320 amino acids. NCBI's taxonomy places the organism in Eukaryota, Metazoa, Arthropoda, Insecta, Coleoptera, Tenebrionidae. Gene Ontology annotation, molecular function: RNA polymerase II transcription regulatory region sequence-specific DNA binding; DNA-binding transcription factor activity, RNA polymerase II-specific. Gene Ontology annotation, biological process: regulation of transcription by RNA polymerase II. The record is from RefSeq and is a predicted model, not a curated record.